CAGCAUUUGAAAGUUGUUCAUUUCUUCCAUCUCAUUCCUAUUCCUCUUUUCCUUCUUUUCUCAUCUUCACCACCACUCUCCUUGCUCCCACUUGUUGCAUCGUCUAGAUAUCAUCCCGUUCUUGUUUCUUUACUGUAGAGACAUAGCCAGACACGCCUUGGCUCUCUACCUCGACACCUCCCUCUUGCAGUCAUCUCUGGUUUCUCAUCAGCUAUCAUGACCGGAAAGACCCAUACCCCUGAGGCAAGAGCCACCAAGGAUCAUCAUCCUCACGAUAACAGCACGCAUGGUCGCAGGAACAGUCACCAUCGCCAUCAUCGCACUCAUCAUCAUGAUGAUCUUGAUACCAUUGCAUUGGAUUCUCGCUAUCAGAAUUCAGCUCUGCGUCGCUUUCUGCACACAUUGGCCUCAGUUACCACUAUGCAUCCUAUCGAAUCCAUAUCUCUCUGUUUAGUCCUAGCCUCAUUUGCAUACUUUACUCUCUUCAAUACCAUCCGCCAUUCUACCUUUUUUGACAUCAAUAAUGUAGUAGUUUAUCAGCCUGCUACUGUCAUUGCUAAACCUGGCAUGGACAGCUUCAUGCCCUUUGACAAACGUUCCAACAAAAUCCCUAGAAAUGCACAACAAUUACAACUGAAUCAGGUUUUGAUUACUGCCGAUCCUUCCGUUUCUGCGUCCUGGACUACCGCCGAGUGUAACGAUGGUUGCUCAAAUAAUGCGAUGAAGAAAUCUCUACUUACUUCUGUUCUUCAGCUGCAAAAUCUGAUCGAAGAUCAGGUCUUAGUCUCACCUAUUCACCUCUGGGAUAAAGAUAUGCAGAGCUUUAUCAAAGAUGGUGAGGUGCUCACUACUGUCACUGAAAACAUGGAUACUAUCGACUAUCUCUUCAAGGAAAUUCGUUCCACUAUCGUACCUGGAUCCAUCAAUGAUAGUACCUCGACCCUUGCAUCUGUGCGCACCCCUACCCCAGCCUUGGUGCUAUCAUAUGCGUUUGAUGCUAAUGGUCCAUUCCAGUCCAGAUUGGCACAGGCUUGGGAGUCUAAGGUUGCCCAUCUGCACACACCUACCAUGAAGUCACAGUCUAGGAUUCUUCAGGACGAACAAUCGGCUCUGGCUUGGAUUGCCGUUGCGCUGCUCGAUGUCACUCGGAAGAUCCAGGGCUUAGUGCAGAAAGCAAGUACAAUCGACGUUUUUGUUAUCCUGACAGCCUACUUCAUCAUGUUUUGCUCUUUUGGUCUGCUCUUCCACAAUUUACGCAGACUUGGCUCCAAGUUCACGCUCGGUGUUUCCGUGCUUGUCGGCGGCGGAUUUGCAUUCAUGGGUGCUGUUAUUACCGUCCACAAUCUUGGUAUUUAUGUUAAUCCAAUCCAGCUCUCUGAAGCCAUCCCCUUCUUCAUCAUCACUGUUGGGUAUGAACGUGCCUACACACUUUCCAAAGCCAUUCUUCGCCCUAAAAUUGCUACAGACCAUGUCCCAGAGUCCAUCCAAAAGCAUGUUGUUUCUGCAAUCGAGUCUGUCGGUCCCAUAUUGAUCCGUAACUGUGCCAUCGAAAUUGCAGUUUUGCUCUGCGGUUUUCUCUCGGGCAUCCCUGGACUCAGGGAGUUUUGCUUGCUCGCCGCCUUUAUGCUCUUCUAUGAUCUGUGCCUUCUCUUCACUUUUUACACCGCCAUUCUUACCCUUAAGCUGGAGCUGCGUAGGAUCCGUGAGAGCAGCAAGUCGCCUGCAUAUUUCAGAGAGCUAACGUUGAUAGCCUUGCUCGGACACAGCGCUGAGACGGCUGAGAAACAAAGUCCCGCCUCAGGGGUCCAUUCUACCAAGCCAGAAACACGCAUUGUGGCCAGGAUGAAGCUCGCUAUGAUUGUUGGAUUUGUUGCUAUGCAUCUUUUCAAUGUUUGUACCACUUUGACAACCCCUAUUACUGUAGACGCGUCUUUUGGUUCUUCUGUCGAUGUCUCCAGCCCCACGGUUGCCCCUGUCCUUGAUAGCCUUUUAGCAGUGCAUCGUGCAUCAAACCUUAAGGAUCUACCCAUGAUUGUCGAGGUCGCUCCUGCGCUUACUUUCCAGUACCAGACUCCUAUUGCCAGCACUGCUACCCAAUGGACUGAACAUCCUGUUGAAAAAAUGAUAGAUCUUUGGUCUUACUUGAUUCAGGAUCCAGUGCUAUCCAAAUACAUCUCGCUGACCCUGGCUGCUUCACUGUUGCUCAACAUUUUUUUGCUCAACGUCGCUAAGCAGUCUCGCCAAGGUCUUGCCGCACCUCCAUCUCAGACCCAGAUCUCCUCUUCUGCCUCUGCAACAGGUCCUUCAACCACCACUGUGACAACUGUAGUGGCGACGACGACUAAGAUUGCCGCCACGUCUCAGCAAAAGGUGCCUGCCAAGGUCCAGCCUACACAUAUUCCAAAAGUCGAGUCCCUUCCAGAGCCUCAGCCAGCCUAUACUGACUCGGAUUGCAAUAAGGAAAAUUGGGCCUUGGUUCGUCCAAUUGAAGAGUGCCUGGCAUUGGUUAAGACUCCUGGCGGUGCAACCUCUGUAACGGAUGAAGAGAUGGUGAUGCUUGUCAAUAGCAACAAGGUUCCGUCAUAUGCCCUGGAAAAGACUCUUGGUGACCUGACUCGCGCAGUCAAGAUUCGUCGUGCUCUCAUCUCGCGUGCAUCCCACACCAAGACUCUGGAGACCUCACUCUUGCCCAUGCAUCAUUAUGACUACUCUAAGAUUAUCGGUCAGUGUUGCGAAAACGUGAUCGGAUACAUGCCUUUGCCAGUUGGUGUUGCAGGGCCUUAUAAUGUAGACGGAGAGAUGCUUUAUUUACCGAUGGCAACAACAGAAGGGACAUUGGUGGCUUCGACCUCUCGUGGAUGUAAGGCUAUUAAUGCUGGUGGUGGAGCAACUACCGUUUUGUUAGCAGAUGGCAUGACUCGUGGGCCUUGUGUUGAAUUCCAAAACGUAACUGAGGCUGGUGCCUGUAAGAGGUGGCUGGAUACGGAAGCAGGCUUCGAGGCCAUGCAGGAGGCAUUCAACUCGACUACACGCUUUGGACGUCUGCGUAAGCUCAAAGUGGCCGUUGCAGGUCGCCUAGUCUAUAUUCGAUUCUCAACAACAACAGGAGAUGCUAUGGGUAUGAAUAUGAUCUCCAAGGGAUGUGAGCGUGCUUUGGAGGCCUUAGGUGAAAAGUUCCCCUCCAUGAUGGUUAUUUCUCUUUCAGGAAACUACUGCACAGACAAGAAGCCCGCGGCGAUCAACUGGAUUGAAGGUCGUGGAAAGUCUGUUGUAGCUGAAGCAGUGAUUCCUGGCAAGGUUGUCGAAUCUGUGCUCAAGACGACGGUCCAUGCUUUGGUUGAGCUAAAUACUAGUAAGAAUUUGAUUGGAUCAGCCAUGGCAGGCGCUAUGGGGGGUUUCAACGCACAUGCCGCCAAUAUCCUGACUGCCAUAUACUUGGCCACUGGUCAGGAUCCAGCUCAGAAUGUCGAAUCUUCGAAUUGUAUCACACUCAUGAAAGCUGUCAACGAUGGUCAGGACUUGUUGAUCAGCUGCACCAUGCCAUCGAUCGAAGUUGGUACUCUGGGUGGUGGAACUGCUUUACCCCCACAGGCCGCCAUGCUGGAGAUGUUAGGAGUUCGCGGAUCUCAUCCUGAGGUCCCUGGUGCUAAUGCCCAGCGUCUAGCACGUAUUAUUUGUGCUGGUGUCAUGGCUGGUGAACUGUCGCUUUGUGCUGCUCUUGCUGCUGGGCACUUAGUCAAGGCCCACAUGGCUCAUAACCGUGCUCAGCCCGCGCAAACUGCCAUCACUGCAGCUCCCACUACAACCGCUACGACCACGUUGACAGUUGCCUCGUCCUCGUCCGUAGCACUCACAUCAUUAUCAACAGCAUCACCAUCAUCAUAAGCAUCUGCAGGAAUCAUAGAGAAAUCCUACAGCAAACCAAAAGUAUCUACAUUUUCUCCUAGACAAACACCCCUCUCAUUUCUGUUUUUAUUAUUUUAAACAAUCAUUAAAUGUUAUAUUGACGACAAACAGUCUACUUGACAAUGCAGAUUCCUGUUUAUCUGAAUACACGGUCUAAUUGUUGCUAUGAAUUCCGAUUUGGGCCUUAUUUUCUUUACAUAAUUGUCUAAUGCUACAACUACAAAUUACCACAAGACACCAAAAAAAGAAAACCUGC
Molecule: messenger RNA, 4162 nt
Organism: Lobosporangium transversale
Lineage: Eukaryota; Fungi; Mortierellomycota; Mortierellomycetes; Mortierellales; Mortierellaceae
Product: hydroxymethylglutaryl-coenzyme A reductase-domain-containing protein
Exons: 3
Coding region: 217-3885 (1222 amino acids)
Biological process (GO): coenzyme A metabolic process; isoprenoid biosynthetic process; ergosterol biosynthetic process
Cellular component (GO): peroxisomal membrane; endoplasmic reticulum membrane
Molecular function (GO): hydroxymethylglutaryl-CoA reductase (NADPH) activity; protein binding
Source: RefSeq, a predicted model, not a curated record